AUGCGUGCAGUGCGCGCGACGUUCCUAUGCCUGUCGCUCAACUUCACUCUUUGCAGCAUCUUCAACGGCCGCCACUACACGGGCCGUGGCUCCCUGCCCAUCGGCGGAUCAGAUGUCGCCACGUCAGCAGAUACGAGAUCAGCCGGCGUUUGGGCGUCGUCAGAUGCGUCGGGGUUUGUGCUGCUGGACUCGCGGCAGAUCUGCACCCACGACCAGUGGUCGCGCGCCACGCAAGGCCUCAUCCCCUCCUUACAAGCACUUACCUGGAGCAGCGCGCUGUGCGACGAGGAGCUGAGCCUGCUCGCCUCGCUGCCCCCUCGCCCCGCCGCGCUGCACCUUGCCUCGCUGCCGCGCACUCCCCCCGCCCCUGCCACGUGCCUGCGCCCCUUUGUGCGCAAAGGCACCAAGCUCUACUCUCUCUCUCACGCGCCCUCCCCCGCCGCUGCCUCCUCCACCACUUCGCCCCCCGCCCCCCCUCGCUGCCACGCCGCCUCCUCGCGGCACGGGGGGCGCCUGGGCGGGCUCGACCUCUGCGUGCUGCUGCACCCCUCGCCGCCCCCGCUGCCCCUCUUCCGCCCCCUCUGCCCCUCCCCCGCCUCCUGCUCCCCCAGCUGCCCCGCUCCAGGCACGGAGCGGGCAUGCAAAAAAGAGGAGUGCCAGGGGGAUUGUGGAGAAAAGAGUGUGAGGCGAGUGAAGGGGAGGAAGGAAGAGCAGAGUGGAGGGAGUGAUGGUUGUGGGCAUGACGGGGAGAGUGGGUCAGGGCGGGAUGGUGAGAGUGGACGGUCGGGUUCUGGGAGGACUGCAGGCGGGGGGAGGGGCGAGGGCGCAGCAUGGAGAGGAAAGGCACCCGGCGAGCACCCGGGUGCAGAAGCGGAGGCUGGUGGUAGCAGUGAGGGUGGGGGAGGAAAGAAGGGGAAAGGAGGAGGGAGAGGGGGGGGAGGGGGGGAUGCUGUGUGGGAGGCGGUGGUGAAUGAGUAUGUGGACGACGAGGGGGCGGUGCAGCACGAGGUGGACAACCACGCCCUGCUGCACACCGCCCUCGCCCUCGUCCGUCCCUCCUCUCCCCUCUCACUCACUCA
Messenger RNA from Closterium sp. Naga37s-1, 1079 nucleotides. The record is from the annotation of a GenBank genome assembly. NCBI's taxonomy places the organism in Eukaryota, Viridiplantae, Streptophyta, Zygnematophyceae, Desmidiales, Closteriaceae.